AUGUCUCUGUCCACUAUCCCGGUUGACGUAGGGGAGUACAUCUUACGUCUUGCCAUCAGUCAUAGUGAUUGUCUUCCAGGUAUUACCUCGACGACAUUUGACGGCAUUCUCAAGCCUAUUGUUUGGUCCCACGUCUCUCUUCACUGUACUAAGGUUCAAGAUUACGAUGUCCAUGAAGUUCCUAGGUACGACACCCAAGACGUAAUCGACUUCUUUUCUUAUCCCACUCAACAAUAUCUCACGAGUUUCAUCCGUUCAAUCCAUGUCAUUGGGCCACUGCAACACGCAGUCAAUCUCCUUGAACCGAAAAGAGAAUGCUUGUUGGAAGUCAUGACUAUUUUUCCACAUCUAGAAGAAGCUACUUUCUUCAACGUUAUCUUGGACACUCUACCUAUGAUCUAUCGACCUAUUCCGCAAAUCAAAAGAUUAGAGCUGUUCUUUUGUCAAUUUUCCACUCCCGGACUCGAUUCAUUUAUGAGUCAUUUCCGUGAAUUGGAUGAAUUGAGCUUCCAUUAUUCCAUCGAUGACCUCCCCGACUUCAUUUUUUUUAUCUCCAAGGUCUUUGAACUGAACACCUUCACGACCAGUGUAUUCCAAUCCCAUGACCUAUCUUUGCCUCAUCCAGUGACUGCGAAAAUGCUCACAAUAAAUGCUGAAGAAGGAAGUGCCAUGUUACAGACUCUUACGAGCAGGAAUUCCUGGUUUGACUGUUCGCAUUUACAAGUUCUAAAAAUCAAUUCAGAUGAAGUUGAUGCAUCUGAAGUCAAUUCAUUGAUGACUCUUUCCCAUCAUACAUUACAGGACAUAUCUGUAAGAACUCUCAUUACAUGGGACAAGUUCUGUUUCGCACGCGUUAAAGACUUGUCAACCUUGAGACUCGGAAACAAUAUCGUUAAUAUGGACCAGGUCCAUCAGUCCAUCAUAUCUAUUCCUGCUGGGUCUAAUAUCGAAACUUUAUCCAUCACUAUUCGUGGUUGCGGAACAGAUCCUAAAGUUCCUGUGGUUUUAGCGAAGCUGCCGAGACUCAUUACAAAAGCUUGUCCGUUGUUGCAGGAUUUCUCCGUAACAUAUGAAGUCAUGGCUUACAAUCACAGAGAACAUGCGAUGGCUACUUGGAUUAUUUCAGACGUUAUGCGUGACAUGCAUGUCCCUGUCAGAGUAUUUUUACAGCAGGGACACCACAUCCGAACGAAAAAGUCAAAUUCCGACUUAGAUGACGUCUACAUACAGGCCAUAAAUAGAAGGCCUGACCUCAUUACUCGGUUGGAGGACUACGAUGAUGCAAAGAUAGUCGUAUUGACGUUCAUGCCUGACAAGUACGGUCUACUCAUGAAAAGAAGUCAUUUGCUGGCUACAGCAGGUUAUCUUGGUUCUCCUAAUUUCAUGGACACCGUAGAUUGGUGUCGCGCGGGCUGUCCAGAUAUAAUCUGCUCGAAACCUGCUCUCGAUGAAGGUGGUCCUGCCACUAUCAUCCCUCCUUUUACUAUUUCGGUCAUUGGCAUUGCCGACACGAAGCCUUGGUGCAUCAAGUUGUCCGGUCUAGGAGACUACGAUCCCAGGUACCCGAAACCUUUCUCGAAGCUGAAAUGGCUUCUCCAUCUUAACGCGCCUAUGGAUACAAUCUUCAUGCAAGAUUGGAACCAUGGAAUGUCCGCUCUACAAGAUUUACAAAGUCGAAUUACAGUUAACAUGGCAUCGGAUAUGCUAUUAGAGUCUAAUGUCGCACAGCACAAGUUGUGCUUGACUGUGAAGAUGUUUAAGCCUAGGUCCCUGACAGAUGAUGAGCAGAUCAGUCGUGAUCAUAUCGUUCCCCUCGAACAUCGUAACCAUUACAAUGAUGUUAUACAUCAUUAUUCUCUUAAUCCCAUUGACAUCAAAACUCAAAAAAAUGAAUGA
Messenger RNA from Desarmillaria tabescens, 1896 nucleotides. RefSeq lists its product as uncharacterized. The coding region runs from base 1 to 1896 and encodes 631 amino acids. The transcript has 7 exons. The record is from RefSeq and is a predicted model, not a curated record. Lineage: Eukaryota; Fungi; Basidiomycota; Agaricomycetes; Agaricales; Physalacriaceae.